UCUUCUGUUGUCCCUGCGUCAAAUGAUGCGCCAGCGCCUUUGCUAUAAGAGCACCUGUCCUGGCCACACAUCACUCGCAUCUCACUUUCUCUCUCUCACGCACACGCUCACCUUCACACUCUCCUGAACUCCACGCAUACACUAUCUCCGCUACAAAGCAGUGGCAGACUCUACCAGGGUGCAGCGAUCAUGAGUUACUCCAGCGACAUUUACACUAGCAGCUCGUACCGGAAGAUUUUCGGAGAUGCGCCCCGCUCUGGCCGCGUGGGUCUGGGUGGCAGCAGCCCGUCCCGCGUGCCCUCUGCGGGAUACCGCAGCAGCCACCGCACUUACGGUUCCCCCGCCGGGAUGCCCCCCGCCGCUUACCGCCGGUCUGCCGCCCCCGGCCGCGUCUUCUCCUCCAUGCCGGACUCCGUGAUGGAUCUGACCCAGUCUACCGCGGUCACCAACGAGCUCAAGAUCAUCCGCACCAACGAAAAGGAGCAGCUGCAGGGCCUCAACGACCGCUUCGUGUCCUUCAUCGAAAAAGUGCACAACCUGGAGCAGCAGAACAAAGUCCUGGAGGCAGAGGUCACGCUGCUGCGCCAGCGCAACAACGAGCCGUCGCGCCUGCACGAGCUGUACGAGCAGGAGAUCCGCGAGCUGCGGGCGCGCGUCGAGGAGCUGACGCACGAGAAGAGCCAGAUGCACCUGGACUGCGUGCAGAUGAACGAGACGCUGGAGCGCGUGCGGGAGAAGUUGGACGAGGAGACCAGGCUGCGCGAGGAGGCGGAGAACAUCCUGAAAGGCUACCGGAAGGACGUGGACGACGCCACUCUGGCGCGCAUGGAGCUGGAGAAGAAAGUGGAGUCUCUGCUGGACGAGAUCGCCUUCCUGAGGAAAGUGCACGAGGAGGAGCUGCAGGAGCUGCAGGCGUCUCUGCAGGCCACCCAGGUGUCAGUGGAGAUGGAUGUGAGCAAACCAGACCUGGCUGCUGCCCUGAAGGAAAUCAGGUCUCAGUAUGAGAACCUGUCCUCCAGGAACCAGGUCCAGGCAGAGGAGUGGUAUCGCUCCAAGUUUGCAAGCGUAACCGAGGCCGCGGCCCGCAACCAGGACGCCGUCAAGCACUCGAAGGAGGAGCUGAGCGAGUACCGCAGGCAGAUGCAGGCUCGCACUCUGGAGAUUGAGGCCCUUCGAGGCCACAAUGAAGCUUUGGAGAGGCAGAUUGCAGAGAUGGAGGAUCGUCAUGGCAAUGAAAUCGGAGAAAUGCAGGACACCAUUCAGCAGCUGGAGGCUGCCCUGCGCAGCACCAAGGGAGAAAUGUCUCGUCACCUGCGUGAAUACCAGGACCUGCUCAAUGUCAAGAUGGCUUUAGACAUUGAGAUCGCAGCCUACAGGAAACUGCUGGAAGGUGAGGAGUGCCGCCUCAGUUCCAUUGGUGGAGCAGUGGUCCAGUCCGGCUACCCGGGAUUCUCUUACAUGUCAGCUCGAGCCUACAGCCUUGGUGCCUACAGGAAGUCUGGUGCAAAGUCCGAGGAGGAGGAGGAGGAGGAAGAGGCAGCAGACGAGCAGAAAGAGGAGGAGGAGGGCGAAGAGGGCGAAGACGGAGAGCAGGGAGAGGAGGGAGAAGAGGAAGAGGAGGGGGAAGAAGGGGAUGAGCAGGAGGGAGAGGAAGGAGAUGACCAGGAGGAGGGUGAGGGUGAAGGUGAGGAGGAAGAGGAGCAGGAGGAGGAGAAGCCUAAAGAGGUGGAGAAAGAGAAGAAGAAGGAGACCUCCAACAAGAACAUCAAGAGCUAAACUGCUUGUGUUCAUCAUCUUCAUCAUCAUCACCAAUAACACAUUCCAUAUCAACAACUCACACCAGACUCUGCACAAUCUCGAUGCCUCAUACCUUCACUGUUUGCUCUGUAACUUCAAACUGACUAGUACUGAUUGUAUUGGAGGCAGAAGGAGCUUUAGACGGUAACAGUUUCCUUAUACUCAUUCACAUCCUCUGCAGAGAUCACAUCGUAUACUGUAGGUGCAGACAGAUAGCAUGAUGCCACAAUGUUCACACACUACUUUAAUUAAGGGGCUCCUUUGUCCCCAUAUGAGCCACAGUAAAUGUGCCAUCAGUGAUCAAUACACACUGUAAGAGCAAUCAGUACCUUGAAAGUAACAAUAUUUUCAGCACACAGACUUUAAGAUUAACGCACAAAUCUUGGAGAAUGAGAAACAGCCGAGUCCAACUUUUACGGUGCUACUUGAUUUUUACAUAUAAAAGUUGGGGGAGUCCUGUAAGUGAAGACUUUCUCACAGAACAAAACUCUCGCAGCUCAUUCCUGAACGUCAGCUGGGCACACAGACGUCAUAGCAACAGACUUCAAGUCGCGCCCCACACGUCACUGAGCAGGUUCACACCCCGUGCUCGUUCCUGCGCUGCUUUCCAUCACGCUUCACCUACAGUAGCCCCGCAUCCCGUGCCGCCAAGACCAAAUGAAAUGUACCACCACACCUUCACUUUUAUUUUCCAUUGUCUUUCAUUCGCUGCAGAGCAAUAAUGGCAACGUGGAGCUGAGGAAUACUGUAAAUACAGAUGUGCUUGGAGACCGGGUGAUUAUUUUCAGAAGCUGGAAAGGAGGAGUGCUGCAGCUUCUCCAUAGAGGAGUGCAUCUUUUGGAAUGAAAAAUGUUGUGAUUCAAUUGCUGCUAUAAAUAUUUUUAGGGGAUUAUAAUUUGUCCCCCCUUAGAUUGAUUCAUUUGUCAAGGAUCUUAUCAGCCGUCAAUGCUUUCAGAGUUUAUUGUAAACUUUAAGUUGUGUACUUCUUUAUUCUCACUAUGUCAGCUCAAUGAUGCUUUUGUUUAAUUUUGCUGGGUGUCAUUGUGAGACAGCUCAUGGUGACACCUAGAGCCCUCAGUUCAGACUGCAAGUGACAGAUGGGGCAAAUGCUACUGGAGCCAUGGUUACAGAGACUCAUAUAAGGGCUAUUUUGACCAAAACCCCUUCAUCCUAUAAUGUUGGUAUCAUUGUUUAUUAUUUUACAUUUCCUAUUGAUUUCUUUUUUUGACAAAUGAAUCAAGACAGGGAAAGAAUGCAUGGCCUGAAUCUUGGAGCUUGAAUAUCUGCUGGAUGGGAUCGACUUUUGCUUGUUGUGUGUUCAAUUUAAAACUUGCCUUAACCAUGACUGAAAAUGAAACGUAUUUUCACCUGCAUCUCAUUAAUUGCUGGGGAGGCUGAGGAGCGCUGACACUUUCCAGACCGUUCUGCUAUACAACUGUGACUGUAUACGUGCUGCUCAUGCAGUGAUAUUUCUCUCAAAGCCAAAUAAAGACAUUUAUUAACCAAA
Molecule: messenger RNA, 3304 nt
Organism: Betta splendens (Siamese fighting fish)
Lineage: Eukaryota; Metazoa; Chordata; Actinopteri; Anabantiformes; Osphronemidae
Gene: neff1
Exons: 4
Coding region: 190-1776 (528 amino acids)
Cellular component (GO): intermediate filament
Molecular function (GO): structural molecule activity
Source: RefSeq, a predicted model, not a curated record